CCAGAUUCAGUAGAUUCGUAGCGCCAGUGGGGUGAAAAGCAAAAACAGGCCAGAGCCAGCGGAAGACUCAUCGCGUUAUUUACCUUGUAAUUCAAUUAACUGGAGGAAAAUGCUGAGGUACGCGGUAAUUGCCUGUGCUGUUUUUGUGGCCUUCGCGGGAGCUCUGGAGUUCAGCGAUUGCGGAUCGAAGACGGGCAAGUUCACCAGGGUAGCCAUCGAGGGAUGCGACACCACCAAGGCGGAGUGCAUCCUCAAGAGGAACACCACCGUCAGCUUUUCCAUCGAUUUCGCCCUCGCAGAGGAGGCUUCGGCGGUCAAGACGGUGGUCCACGGAAAGGUCCUCGGAAUCGAGAUGCCCUUCCCACUGGCAAAUCCCGAUGCCUGCGUAAAUAGUGGGCUAAAGUGCCCGCUGGAGAAGGGCGAGUCCUACCGCUAUACCGCCACCCUGCCGGUCCUGAAAUCCUACCCCAAGGUCUCGGUCCUCGUCAAGUGGGAGCUGCAGGAUCAGGACGGCGCGGACAUCAUCUGCGUGGAGAUUCCCGCUAAAAUUCAGUAGGGUUCCCACCGCAAACCCACCCUCUAAUUUAACCUCGAAAUACUGAAAAGAGAGCACCAUGAGCGAUCCAUUUUCCCUCUCUUAUUGUAAUCUAAUUUAAAAUAAAGAAAUUUAAGCUUAAACAAAA
Molecule: messenger RNA, 683 nt
Organism: Drosophila ficusphila
Lineage: Eukaryota; Metazoa; Arthropoda; Insecta; Diptera; Drosophilidae
Gene: Npc2a
Product: NPC intracellular cholesterol transporter 2 homolog a
Exons: 1
Coding region: 110-556 (148 amino acids)
Biological process (GO): intracellular cholesterol transport
Molecular function (GO): sterol binding
Source: RefSeq, a predicted model, not a curated record